Messenger RNA from Notolabrus celidotus (New Zealand spotty), 3052 nucleotides. RefSeq names its product maternal embryonic leucine zipper kinase (gene melk). Gene Ontology annotation, biological process: microtubule cytoskeleton organization; protein phosphorylation; intracellular signal transduction. The transcript has 18 exons. Gene Ontology annotation, molecular function: protein serine/threonine kinase activity; ATP binding; tau-protein kinase activity. NCBI's taxonomy places the organism in Eukaryota, Metazoa, Chordata, Actinopteri, Labriformes, Labridae. The coding region runs from base 176 to 2242 and encodes 688 amino acids. The record is from RefSeq and is a predicted model, not a curated record. Gene Ontology annotation, cellular component: cytoplasm.
AACCGGAAGCAGGAAGUGAAGUCAACGUGCGAAAUUCAAACUUCUGUAACAAACAUCUCGUCCGGAGGGUUUUUCUCUAUGCUUGCAUAUGGUUGUUCACUGAGUUUAUCCGCUUCCUCUUCAGUUUUCAAACAUAUUCAGGGAGCUUUAUCUUUGUGCUGCUGAAACAGGGAGGAUGCCUGUGGAAAGGACUGAACACCGUGGAGUCGAUGAGCUCUACAAAUACUAUGAGGUUUACGAGACUAUCGGCUCAGGAGGCUUUGCUAAAGUCAAACUGGGUCGACACAUCCUGACAGGAGAGAAGGUGGCCAUUAAAAUCAUGAACAAAAAGGAUCUGGGAGAUGACCUGCCAAGAGUGAAGGUGGAGAUUGAGGCCAUGAAAAACCUGAGUCAUCAGCAUGUCUGUCGUCUUUACCACGUCAUAGAGACCUCCACCCAGAUCUUCAUGGUGCUGGAGUACUGUACAGGGGGGGAGUUGUUUGACUACAUCAUAGCAAAGGACCGUCUGUCAGAGGAGGAGACCAGGGUGUUUUUCAGACAGAUUGUUUCUGCUAUGGCCUACGUCCACAGCCAGGGAUAUGCGCACAGAGACCUCAAACCGGAAAAUUUGCUGAUCGAUGAAGACCAUAACUUGAAACUGAUUGACUUUGGAUUGUGUGCCAAACCCAAGGGAGGUUUGGGGUAUGAGCUUAUGACAUGCUGUGGGAGCCCUGCGUACGCUGCUCCUGAACUCAUCCAGGGAAAAGCAUAUAUUGGUUCGGAGGCUGAUGUGUGGAGUAUGGGAGUGCUGCUGUUCGCUCUGCUCUGUGGAUACCUGCCCUUUGAUGACGACAACUGCAUGGUCCUCUACAGGAAGAUUACAAGAGGUAAAUAUGAUAACCCUCAAUGGCUCUCUCCAGGGAGUGUCCUCCUCCUCAACCAAAUGAUGCAGGUGGACCCCAAGCGGCGUCUUACUGUUCGUCAGCUGCUGGACCAUCCCUGGGUGAUAAAGGACUACAAUAGCCCUGUGGAGUGGCACAGCAGGCAGCCGCUUGGCCACAUAGAUGAAGACUGUAUCACUGAGAUGGCUGUCAAUAUGAAGCGAUCCAGGCAGAGCACGACAGCGCUGGUCAAGGAGUGGUGUUAUAAUCAGACCACAGCCACCUACCUGCUGCUGCUGUCGAAGAAGCAGAGGGGCAAACCUGUCCGCCUGCGCCCCGAACGAGUGGUCUGUGAAGACUACUGCUCUCCGCUGCACCAGGGAUUACAGACCAGAGAAGCCCUUCACUUCAGCGAGGAUGAGGAUGCAAUGAUUGUUGGUUCUCUAGAAUUUGGGUCGGAAUACAUUGAUGAUUGCCCAUGGGUGUCAGUCACAAAGUGUACACCUCAGGGGGUCAGAGGUCAGCCAGAUGGAGCUGUAAGCACCAAAGACACAAGAGUAACGUCUCCAUCGGUGGAGAGAAGAUAUGGUCACAGCGGAACCCCAGAGAGAGGACGAGCAACGACACAGCAGCGCCAGGAGCGGAGGGACAGAGACCAGGAGCGAAUCAGUGAGAACAAGGAGAAUGUGACAGUGCAAGAAAAAGAUGAUGAAAUGUUCAUGCUGCCUCCUCCACGAACUCCUGCAUCCAACAAGAAGAGUUCCCGACCCAACAAGAAUGUGCUGACCACACCCAAUCAAAAUGCUAACGUGAAUAGCAUUAAAACCAAACCAGUCACACCUAAAGGUGGUGACAGCACCCCCAAAGAGCAAAAUAAGAAGAAAGCAGCAGACAACAUGGAGAGUGCAAACAUUGAAAUCAUGGCCUUCAGUCCUGAGCGAAGGUCUCGGUCUUUGGACAUGGCUGUAACAGAGGACAGUGGAAGGAAAAAGAGAGGUGGAAAGGUGUUCGGUUCUUUGGAGAGAGGUCUUGAUAAAAUGAUCACUAUGCUCACUCCCAACAAAAAACGAGCCCUGCGAGACGGUCCACGCAAGAUCAAGGUUCAGUACAACGUUACUCUGACAAGCCAAACCAACCCAGACCAGGUCCUCAACCAGAUCCUCUCUAUACUGCCAGAGAAAAAUAUCGACUUCACACAAAAAGGCUAUACACUAAAGUGUCGGACUUAUGGCGACUUUGGGAAGGUUACUAUGGAGUUUGAGCUGGAGGUGUGUCUGCUACAGAGGCCGGAGGUGGUGGGGGUCAGGCGCCAGAGGCUGAAGGGAGACGCCUGGGUUUACAAGCACCUGGUGGAAGAUGUCCUCUCCACAUCCAGCAUCUAAAUAAUGCACUUCCUGGGGCUAUCACUGUCUGAUUCAGAACCCAUGAUUGUUGGCUCUCUGCACUACAUUUGUGAAUGCCUUUUUCAGUUUGGGAGUGUGCACCACAAAGGGUUAGAAGUCAAUGUCAGAUGGAGCCAGAAUCAGAAAAGACAAAGUGUGUGAAAGUUGGUAGAGAUGUGUAUUUUUGCUGUCUUUUUGACAGAUAAAGUUUGCAUCAAAUAACCGUGUCUUAAAGCUUGUUGUUAGAAGAGGUGGUCCUCACGCAUUAAUGAUCAGUCUUUGAUUAUCAACUGUAAAUAUUUAAAACUGUCCUCAGGCCAGCCUGCAAUCCCCAGAGAACAUGUUACAUGAAAUUGAUGAGCAUUACAUGUCAGGAUCCUGUACAGAAUUUCUUUUUUAUGUAGCAUAUUGUAUUUUUACUUCCCUUCUUCCUCAGCUGAAUUUGAUUUUGGUCAAUCCUCCGGAGAUAAACGUGUAUAUGUAUGAAAUGUAACAACAGUAUUUACAGCAUAUACCCUCUGGCUAUGUAUUACCAUAUUUAUGUCUGGAUGUUGUUAUUCUCCCCUUUAGGUGCUAAACUUGAUUGAAUAACAGAAUAAAGCAGAGCAUUACUAAUUUAAUGUCAUUGUUUUUUGAUGUACGUGUGAUUGGAGAUCUUCCAUUGUGACACUUUUACAUGGUUGUCUUGUAUGGAGCGUCUUUUUCUUACUUCUUAUCCAUGCUUGUCUUGUUUUAACCUGUCUGUCACGUUGUGUCUGUAAGAAGUCUACUGACAUAUAAAGGAGAAAAAUAAACAGUUUGUUUAAUAUG